Molecule: messenger RNA, 2835 nt
Organism: Candidula unifasciata
Lineage: Eukaryota; Metazoa; Mollusca; Gastropoda; Stylommatophora; Geomitridae
Source: the annotation of a GenBank genome assembly
AUGUGUCGCAUGCUGAACAUGGCAGAUUCGGUCGACGAGGUUCGUCAGCAGCUGGGUUUGGCUGAGAAUUCCAGGAUCUCCUUUGACGAUUUUCUUCACUGCCGCUCCCGGGUGAUGCUGGAGUCGUCCAUCCAGCAUGUGGCGCAGCGGCCUUGUCCGGGCGUAGCUUCCGUCCAGUCUCCAGCCAUGAUGUCAGGGGAGGAUACUGGUGUGGAGUCUGACACCAGCGGCCGAGUCGGAACCACACCCCUUAACCACCUGACCUCGUGGCCCACCCUGAGUUCGGAUAGUCUUGGAGCUCUUUCCUGCAACAAACCAGAAAGUACAGAUUAUGACAGCGGUGCCCGUGACCUUAGUCCGGAGCCUGUUUCCCUGACCCUGACUCAUUUAAUGGAGAGUCAUGACCCCCAGGCUUUCAGGCAACUUCGGCAGUCUGGAGCAGACACCUUACUGGAAAUAGCAAACCGGCUCCAUUCUGCAGCGUUGACGGCCUUGAAGGGAGAAAUAUUUGAGCUGAAACACCAGGUGCACAGACUGGCAUCAGAGAGGAGCAUGCUGGACGGACAUGCAGCACAUAGACAGGGACCCCAUGACCCCAAACUGGGCCCCUCAGAUUUCGAAGAGCGGCUGGAGCAGCUGACUUCAAGAUACGAGGAGAGGAUCAUUGAGCUGCACAGUGUCAUCGCGGAGCUGAGGAAGAAGCUGGAGAGACAUCAGAUUAAUGUCAUCAGAGAAGAGGAUGAGUAUGAAGAAUCGGAUCAAGCACAGAGCAGCCACAGCAUUGAUGGAGAGAGUAUUAAAGAUGAAAACAAUGAAAUUAGUCAAGAAUUCAGCCGGGUUGUGUCGGAGAUUGAGACAGUCAUGGCACAGAAGUUACAGCAGACCAAUGCUGGAAGAGAUAGCAUGGCUGAUGAGUUUGUAGAAGCAGGCUUGAGAAAGAAUGAGAGAAAAACUGAUGCAUUGUCAGAGACACCCCGAAAACCUGGUGAAGAAGAUGGAGGUGAGACUCCACCGGAACUGCCGCCACGUGCCGCCCGACCCUGCUCCCUGUCACAUAGCAACUCCACCACAUUUGACCCUCAGUCCAGGUCCGAGUUGGUGGUGCUCAGGGCAGAUAAUGAAGAGCUGCGUCGACAGACAGGCCAGUUGGAAGUUGAGUUGGGUCAAAUGUCGGAGCAGAUACGGGCGGUGGUGAAAGAGAAGGAACAUCUGAUGACAAAGGUUGUGGAGCUUCAGCAGCGACUGCAGGUGUCAUCCUCCUCACCUGGUAUGACCCAUGGGCAGCUGUCUACACCUUCCAAACAGGUGUCUUCCUCACCUCUUAUAUCUGACAGAAUGAGCAUGGAAUCUGAAGUAUACCCAGUUGCUAAAUUAGCCGAGUUGAAGAAAUUACGAACCUGUGCCAGUGACAUGCAAAUUUUGGGGUCAGAAGUCACAGCAUUCGGGGUACAGAGCACUUCAACAGCAGAACAUCUGGUCCAGUCCCUGCAGGAUGGCUCCAGCGUGGCCGAGCUGCUGAAGAUGGCCGCUGUGGAGAGCAGAGGUCAAGACCUCGGUGAUGCUAUUGUCAAAGAGUUUGAAGUAGAGCUGGAGAGGCGACAGGCGAGGAUAGAUCAUCUGAAGGCACAAAACGAUGUCCUCUCAGCCACACUGGAGGAGAGCAAGUCCCACGCUGAAAGACUGAGUGUGCUGAUAGGAAAGUAUGAGUCCAACAACACAGCCCUGCAGCUGGCGGCUGCAUUUUCUGACCAGUGCACUGAGUCCCAGGAUGUUUUAACUGCUCUUCUGGACACGGAGAUGGGAGUGCUGUUGGCUAACUGCCGGGCUGCUGGCUUAGGAGGGCUGGCUGGCACAGAUGGAGACGACGAUGAGGAGGAGAUAACUGCAAUAUUACAGAGGGCCCAUCAUGCUCGGCGGCGGGCCGAGGGUGUAGCGCGACAUUUGUUGGCCAGGCUUGACCGCAGCUGUGGAGGUCACAUCUCGUCCGGAGUGUGCCAACCAUGGGAGGAUGUUUCAACGAACAGUCGCACAGCCAGCACCAGUAGCACAAGCAGCUCAAAUGACACGGACUUCAACAAGGCUGACGAGAUGAGGCUCAGAGAUCACAUUCAGCAGCUCAAGUCUGAGAGGUCAGCAGUAAGGACCACAGUUAUGGAGUUGGAAAGUAUUCAUGUAGACCCCAUUAUGAAUGAACCAAGGAGGAGGAUCGAGGCACAGCGGCUGGAUCUGGAGAAUGCUGUUUUAGUGCAGGAAUUGAUGGCCGUGAAAGAAGAAAAGGCUGAGUUGAAGGCACGAAGCUAUCUCUUAGAGAAAGAGAAAAGAGCUUUGGAACUCAGACUGAACAGCAAAGAGACCCAGGAGCAGGCAUUCAGAGUCCAAAUAGAUCAUCUUAAGAGUGAAAUUCUGUAUCAGCAGCAGAAGCAUCGGGACUUCCACACAUCAUCACCCCAGCCAGAGUCUCACUUACUUGAAGAACUGAGAUCACGAGAGCCAUCCGAACUUAUUCAUGAUCUGGCUCUAGCUCUGGAUCACGAGCGCACGCUGAAGUCUCGUAUAUACGAGCUGAUGUCUGCACUGGAGAAAAUCUCCAGGAACUCUGAAAGUCGGCACAGACAAUCCGCUGAAUUCGUUAAUGAUCUGAAGCGGGCAAACGCCGCACUAAUCACGGCUUUUGAUAAAGCCAAGAAGAAGUAUCAGGGGAGACUGAAGAAGAUGGAAACUCACUUAAAAGCCAUGAGGGACAAGUAUGAAUUGGAGAUUUCUGCAUUGCACAACAGGCUUUCGGUUUUCGAAUCCAGAGGUUCUCGCCUUCCGCCUAGUGAAACGUCUUUAUAA